AUGCAUUUCCUAGCACUGCUUGGUCUGCUAUCCGCCGUAUCCAUCGGCAGCGGAAGCACCAUUUACAAAUCCUCGCAAGCAAAAGGGCAUGAAGAUGAAAUCUCCGGCACUGAUCCUCUAUCCUCCCGUUUCGGUCAAGACCUACCUAGGCUCUGUGGCUCGCCUGCCACUACGCUGAGAACGAUAGCUGAUGACAGGAGGCAUGUGAGGAAGGAUGGUGUUUCCUCAACGACGGCUGGCACGAAUAUUCCUGAUAUCAAACCAAUCAAUACUGUGAAAAAGUCGGCCAACACGACGGCAGUUAAGGAGAAGCCUACCACAUUCAAUACUACAUUAACCAGUUUAACACCCCCCGAUUUCAAGCCCAUAAAUACACUGAGAAGACCUAGUAGCGUGAAGAGCCUGAUUUUCCCUUCUAUUACCGGCUCUACUACCCACUCUGCCACCCGUUCUGCAACCAACGCUGAUGCCAACUCCUCAUUAAGGGGUACAACCACCCAAAGUAGUAGGACUACCAAUACACUAGAGGAGCCCAGCAACACGAAGAGCAUUGAGACAUCUCGUGCCAAGAGUUCUACGUCAACCCGCUUAGCACCCCCGGAUUUCAAACCUAUCAAUACAUUGGAACGGCCUAGUACCUCAAAGACUAUUGAUAAGCAGCCCACCAAUGCAACACCUACCGGUCAUAGCCAACAUAGUACACAUGCUCCUAACUCAACCUCUGCCGUCUCAUCGCCUACCAACUCAAAGCCCACCAACUCAACAUCUACCAGCUCAGCACUUACCAAUGAUAAUCAACAUAGUACAAGGGUCUCCAGCUUAACGCCUACCACUCAUAACGAGCCUGGCACAAAUAUUCCCAUCUUAACACCUACUAGUUCAACGUCUACUAGCUCAACAACUGCAGCACAUGUCCUAUUUACUUUACCAGCUGAAGCCGUUUUCGUUACGCUUCCAGACUAUACAGCCACUACGCCAACGUAUAUCACUACAACCUCACCGGGAGGGCAUGAUCCCACUAUAGUUCCAGUUAUUAUUCCUUUCAAGGGACCCCCUCAAGUUUGCUUUAAUUGCUUCAACGUGUUUCCACCUAAUAUUCAAAUUGAUACCCCAAAAAUAUGCAUCCAACUGUUCAAAAGCUUGAUUAGAAGCUGUCCACCGGACGAGAUAAAAAAUAAGGAUAGUGAGAAUAAUAACAAGGACGACAACAAGGACGACAACAAGGAUGAGAAGCAAGAUGACACCAAGUCAACAUCAGCUGAAGAGUCCACCAAGACAAGCUGCACCACCACUCAAACAGCAUUUUACAAGAGCAUCGGCUGUACUGCCACAGCCACAAACCAGCCAGACCCCUCAUGCUCAACGACAACUUACAGUACGGUGACUGGAUGCCAUCCCACCGCGUCGUCCACAACAGUAACCACAUACCAUACAGAGACGACUCCUGAGGUAUGUUCGCCAAGAACAUGCGGCCGCAAGACCUGCCCUCACAGCCCCAAGACCUUGAAAGGGACGACGGGAAAGAAGGCACGCGGAUUUGAAGAGUAUAAGUACUACCCUCUACUAAAGCGCGGGGACGAAAGCAACGGCGACUGGGUCGAUCCCAGCGACUAUCCGUCUACCCAACAAUUCAUGAUUGGCGAGGUCAAGAAGAUGUCCCAGUCGCCCUCUCCCGAGCACAAAAUUGUCAGGUGGACCAGCCCACCCGAGGGCGAAGACGUUGAUAUGGACUCAGACGACGGUGAACUACCGACCUCCGAAACCCUCGUAUUCGGGGACAAGCCCGCUUCCCUGGCCAUGACAGAUCUCUACGGCUGCACCGGGCUCCUGGUGGUGUCGACGAGGGGCGCGUGGAUGAUGCACAUAUGGGAGCCCGUGUUCCCGGCCACGGACGACGCGGACGCAGACGACGACUUUUUCGAAGACCACGUCCUUAGUCCCAUCACCCAAUCCUGGCCCCUCGACCACAUGUGGCACCAGUACCACGCGUACUCCCUCGACGACCUGCGCAGCGCGAUACACGAGCCGCCGGAGUACGGCCACAUGUUCGGCAAGGACCGCGACGAUGUUCCGGAUACGCACAUAUACAUCGCCACGCCACGAGUGCCAAUAUGGUUUACCUUUGUCCGUGACCCAGACAAUAACAAUAGAAUCACCGGCCUGCGUGACCUGCGCGGCCAUCCCCUGACCAACGAGCAACUAGCGGACGAGAACGCGAACGCAGGCACCGUGCGGUACGUGUCGCGAAUCCGGCAAAUGGCGCACUACCUCCUCGACUUUCUGUCCUCAAACGUAGUGGACGCAAAGCUCCAGGUCACCGACUACGCGUACAGGUACCUGUCCAUAGAGAAGUACAUCGAGAUCGACGGCCGCCGGCCUAAUCCGGCAGAAGCGUACGACAACUUCGGAGACGAGCACUUCCGCACACAUCGCGGGAAGAUGCUCGUGCAGUACCAGCCGGGGAAGUGUGACGGCCGAAAGGCGUCGUGGCGCGCGUUUGUCGAGGGGAAAGAAGUGGGAUACUUUGAAUGGGAGCCGUCGCCGAGCCAGAUAUUCAAAGAAAGAGUGGGAGCUCGCGCGGAAGACGGCUGGGCUUGUCCGCCGAGGACCAGCAAGACGGAGGAGAGCAAGACUACUGGAACGACGCGUACCACCAAGGAAUCUACCACCAAUGGAUCUACUACGAAGGAGCCGGCUUCUAAGCAGUCUACUGCUAAGGAAUCUACCACCAAGGAGUCAACCACUAAGCAGCCUACCACCAAUGAGUCUACUACCAAGGAAUCUACCACCAUGAAGUUCACGACCAGGACAGAGACACCAACAAGCACACUUCAAACAGCUCACCCCACGCCCACAGCCUCACCAACCCCUAUCCACGCCACCCCCUGCUCCCAAUCCUCCUGCUCCAAGCGCUCCUGCCCCCACGGCGGCAAAGCCAGCUGCCUACCCCUCAACCUCCUCCUCCCCCUCAACGCCGGAGUCCAGCGUAUCUGCUCGUGCCCCCAACCCUCUCCCUCUCCCUCUCCCUCUCCCUCUCCCCCUCCCUCCUACUGCACCCUGCACAUCUGGGAGCGGUCCUCCGGCCCCCUCGACGGCGUCCUCGCAACCCUGACCCUGCGCAACGCGAGCGCCGGCGCCUCCCCACCACCACUACACGUGCAGUCGACGCCUCACGGCCGCAUGGCAUGGAACGAGACCGUCUCCCUCCUUGCCAAGGACACGGGGCUGCCCCACACGCUCGAGGUGCAGUUCACGACGACGCUGCCGAAGGGCGUGGCGCCGGCGGAGUGCGUCGGCGCCGACGUGGCGUGUUCGCCGUCGCGGUACCGGGAGUGGAUCGUUGCGUUCAGCUAUGGGGGUGUCAGGUGGGAGGAUGUGCAGACGGGCACGGGGAAGGGGGAGGCGUACUGCGCGAGUGAGGGGUGGAAGUUGAAGCCGUUGCCGAGUCGGGAUUUGGAGUGUCGGUUUCCUUGCUGAGAUGGAGAUGGAUGGAUGGAUGGAUGGAUGGGUUUGUUGGAAGGGAGGGUUGGGUAUGGUUGCUUAGUUGGGGAGUCGUCAUUAUUGUCUGUAGCGGUCGUUUUCUGGGCCGACACAUAGGUACUAGGUAGGCUAUUAAGUCUUCACGAAAUCCCCAAAUAAAGUCCCAUUUUGGUAUUACGUUUCUGGCAUGGCCAUUUAUUCUCUUAUUCAUGGAGCGAGAUGAAGCUGCGAACGUGUGGGGUUUUCUUUUCUUUUUUUUUUUUG
This is a messenger RNA of Hypoxylon fragiforme, 3744 nucleotides long. RefSeq lists its product as uncharacterized. The transcript has 3 exons. The record is from RefSeq and is a predicted model, not a curated record. Lineage: Eukaryota; Fungi; Ascomycota; Sordariomycetes; Xylariales; Hypoxylaceae. Bases 1 to 3477 code for a protein of 1158 amino acids.